AUGCAGGGCCUCCUGGUGCUGCUGGUGCUGCUGCUCGCCCUGCCGCUCUACUCCGUCUACUGCGUCUACAAGCCGCCGCGCUUCCUCAUCGGCUACCUGCGCAACAAGUUCCCCGACGUGCUCUUCGAGGUGCCCGUGCCCGCGACCCGCAAAGUCAUUGCCCUGUCGCUCGACGACGCCCCCUCGGCGCACACCGGCGAGAUCAUGCAGGUCCUGCGGGAGAAUGACGCGCACGCCACCUUCUUCGUCAUUGGCGGCCAGGUCGAGGGCAGGGAGGCUACGCUGCGCAAGCUGGUUGCGCAGGGGCACGAGCUGGGCAACCAUGCGAUGCGCGACGAGCCGUCGAGGGGGUUGAGCAAUGACGAGCUGGAGAGCCAGGUGAAGGAGGUCAAAGCCAUGCUGACGAAGGCGUACGAGGCCGAGGGCAAGAUCCUGCCGAACAACUACUUCCGCCCGGGGUCGGGCUUGUUCAAUCGACGGAUGAGAGAUUUGCUCGGCAAUAGAGGGUUCAGGAUCGUUUUGGGGAGCAUAUACCCGCACGACCCGCAGAUUCCGUAUCCGAAUGUCAAUGCCAGGCAUAUUCUGAGCAUGGCGCACCCCGGAGCGAUUAUCAUAUGCCAUGACAGGAGGGGGUGGACGGCUCCCAUGCUGCGAAUCGUGCUGCCCGAGUUGAAGCGCCAGGGAUACGAGAUUGUCACAAUCACGGACCUAGUGACGUCUGUUGAGCCAUUGGGCGGCCGGCAAGCGAUGCAGUUUGGAGAGUUGAAGCCUUGAUUUUUAUAACGACAAUUGGUGGGGGAAGGAGAAAUGUUUAUUAAACCAAAAAGAGGGCGGAGUCACUUUUUUCAUUCAUUCGUACGCACUGGCUACUUUUAUAUCUUUUUUUUUUUUUUUUUUUUUUAAUUCAAUGGGCGUGAUAUCCGCAUACAAUAUAUAUUCUGGAGAAUGGGGGGGAAAAGGGAGAAGGGUAAAGGAAAGAGAAGAGAGCAUUUGAUCAAUACAAAUCCGGCAGAUAAAGGCAAGGUUAGGUCAACACUGGAGUUGGGGAAACUCACGGGAGUUAUAAACAAGGGCGAUUGGAAGUGCAGGGGAGUCAUGAUAUCAGAGGACUAUUUCUAGAGAGCCAUCUUCGCGCAAGAGCUGCGAGAUGUUGUAGCGAGGGGAUUUGAGCCUAUGUUUUUCCCCGGGAGAGAUGGUUAGCUCACUGCUGCUUUACAUACGGCUUUUGGUUUAUACAGAUAUGAAGCUCAGUAUAAAAAGAAAGAAAACCCACGCAUUUGGGAAACAAGUUACUCACAUGAAUUCGAGCGUGCCAGU
Trichoderma atroviride IMI 206040 is the source of this 1317-nucleotide messenger RNA. RefSeq lists its product as uncharacterized. Gene Ontology annotation, cellular component: membrane. The record is from RefSeq and is a predicted model, not a curated record. Gene Ontology annotation, molecular function: chitin deacetylase activity. Gene Ontology annotation, biological process: carbohydrate metabolic process. Lineage: Eukaryota; Fungi; Ascomycota; Sordariomycetes; Hypocreales; Hypocreaceae.